AUGAAACAACCAAUUAAUCUGAAUUGGGAAAGUAGAUUAAGGGAUAAGAAGGUAACAGAGAUGCAACCAAUCGAAAAAACUAUCGAAAGACAAGAAAUAGAAAUCAUUAAUGAUUCUAUUAAUAAAAAGAGUGGUUCAACAAGUAAACCUAAGAGGAAACUUGGACUCUCUAUGAUUGAAAUUCUUAAAUUCUAUAAUAGAAAGAAUUUGGCUAAAGUAUUAAAGAGGAUGGUACUAUUACCCAAAACUAACUUUAUUAAUUAUGAAGAAGCAACUAUAAAUAUUGUCUCAAAGAGACUACUGAAUAAAAUUGGCCUAGAAAUUGAUGAGGAGUCCUUAAUAGUCAUAGUAAUAGUGAUGAGAGCCAAAGCCAAAACAUUAGAAAAACAAAAACUAUAUCUAAAAUACUUAGAUAAGUUAGCAGAAGUUCUAAUAUCAAAUACUAGAGCAAAAAUAUUAGUAUCUGAUGAGGAAGUUGAAUUUGACAAUGAAAAUAAAGAUACUUUUGAUGAAUUCGACUAUGAGGAGAAAGAGGAACCUGGUGAACCUAAAGGUCUCUUUACUGAAAACUGGCCAAUAAUGUAUAAGGAAAAUCCAGCCUUAUAUCUAACUAAUAUCAAGGAGGUACCAAGCCAAGGCAGAGAAAAAGAGAAAAAGCAUUUCAAAAAGAAACUUCAAGAACUUCUCAAUAAUAAAUUCAGAACUACAGCAGUUGAGAAAGUUGAACAAGCACAAAAACUAGCCAAAAAAAGGCAUGAUCGACAAUUGCGGAUCAUGGAAAACUUAGAAAAAGGAAAUUCUGUUUUGGUCUAUAAGGCUUCACAAGCAACUUCAAGGAGUAACAAACUUGACCCUAAAUAA
Cetraspora pellucida is the source of this 861-nucleotide messenger RNA. Lineage: Eukaryota; Fungi; Glomeromycota; Glomeromycetes; Diversisporales; Gigasporaceae. The record is from the annotation of a GenBank genome assembly.